AAAAUUCGUGAGUCAACGGCGUUAAUUUGUGUCUCAUCCCUUCCAGUGACGCGUAUACACGUUCGAAAAGAUUAGAAAAACAGGACGCGCCAAGUUGGCUGUAUCAAGUGCGUCCAGAUUAACGAGUAGAAACAUUGAAACCGAAAGUGCGAACUGGAUGAAACUCCCUCGAAGAACAGUUCUCUGAACGAGACCUACUGACCUAUCGACUCGCCUACUGCCCCACCUUUCCUCUGCUAGCGCUGCUGCGUCUUUUUUUCUCUCUCUCUCUUUCUCGCUCCCUCUCCCUCGACGUUUCUCGAUUCUGUUGUCCUUGUCUUGUAGCCGGAUGGAUAUCGAACAUGGUGAAUAGGUAAAUUGACGCAUCGGAGGACACCGACCGGUGGAGGAAGUGGAUAUUAGAAAAGGCAGGAGGUCGACGUGGCUGCGCGUACGAACGCGCGGAUGAAUCGAAGAGAGUCGUUCUUUGAACGAGACCCACUGACCUAUCGACUCGCCGCUGCUCCACUCCUACUACCCUCGUCCGUCAUCUUUUUUCCCUUGCCACCCUAUUUCAGCUUUUCUCCCCUGCGUUUGUUGGCGUGCCGCGCGUCGGGCUAUUCGUAAUUCCAUUUCGUAUCUUAGCUGACAAGGGGUAACGUUCGAGGAUAACGAAAGGGUCGAUACCAACGCGGCGUACAUACAGACAGACACGUAAUAUACACAUUAUACGCAUGUAUAUAAGGACAAACGAGUGCCUAAGUAUUUUCAAUUGGUACUUUUUCGACUGAUCUUGUUCUAGGCGUAACAAUUUCGAGAUUCUUUCUCUCUCUCUCUCUCUCUCUCUCUCUUUCUCUACUCCCUUGGUCUUUUCCUCCCGUUUUUCCUCUCACAUUCGUUGCUCCGCUUUGGAGAUUUUUUACUUCUUGUUUUAUAGCGCUUGUAUCGCGUCGACCGUAUAUUCAGGGUAUACACUAUAUGCUAUAUUAAUCUCGAUCGCGUUCUUCAAUUUCGUUGGAUUCGUGGAAGUAAAGGUAGAUCGAGUCGAGUAACUGAAUUAAAUUUUUGAGUGUCGUUGAUACAAGGUGAAGAGUGCCUAAAAUUUUAUGCCUUUCUCGAUUGACUGAUUAUUCAUACGUGGACACCGUGAACACGUAACAGUAUGUAUCGUUGUUAAAGUCCCUGUGUGUCUUGUUCUCGCAUUUAUCUCUAUAGCGUUACACCUUGAUUCUUUCGACUUCUUGUCCCUUCGUCUUUAUCGCGAAAGAGGAUCGAAAAGUGGAACUCUUUCAUCACAAAGUAACGAAGGUCGACAACGCUUUGCGAUCGAUACGAUAAACAGUGCCUCGAGAUUAUUCUCUUUUCUCGACUGAUCGACGAAGAAACAUAUACAUUGUUGUACCUUGUAAGCUUCCCUAAUUUUUCGCUUGUUGCCCUCUCCCUUGGGUAUGUCCUUUUGUUUUCGAAAAAGGGAAACUUUUGUCGAGAUAAAUAAUCGAGGGCGGAAAGAGGGGUAAGGGGGGAAACUCUUCCAACGACUAACUAAAAUACUCGUACGUAAAAUACUCGUCUCUGCUCGAAUUUCAUCGUCUUUUCCUCUUAUCGAAAUUUCGAUCUCGAGUUUUCAACGCCCCUUGAGAAAUACCUCCCCUUUUUCUUUCGCUCAUCGUUCAGAGAACGGAUCGUGAUCAACGAGCGUGGAGUGAUAACGAUCGACCGUAUACGCGAGGAAUAGUACACGAAGGUCGAUAAAAAUCGAUCGCACCCGGAUUACCUCUUCGAUGUCUUGCAUCGACGAUGCAUCGAGAACGAUCUCGUCCACGUAUCGGCUAUCGCUGACUACUCGAUCGCGCGAACGCGAUCACCGAAGGAAUCAACGUGUCCCGUCGACCAGGUUGCCAACGUAAUCGAACAUCGUCGAACUGUUUUGCCGGGUCGACAGUGCGAGCGAGCGAUCGAUCGAUCGUUCAUACGGUACACAGAGGCAGCCCUUGACAGUGCAUCUUUAAUAUAUCGUUCGCGGAAGAGAUGGCAUCCGGAUUGCGAUUCCAAGCCGUCGUUGUAAUGUCCUCCUCUGACGUCAAACGGGAUUGCGUGGCAACCGUCGAGGAAUCUUCUUCUCCCUGUGAGAACGUGACGUGCUGGUUCAGGUUAACGUUAACAACGACGACGACGACGACAGCCUGAUCGUGUAAGAACGAGGCAGGCACCUCGAGAAAGAGAGGGGAAAGUCGUCAGCAAUAAACAAGGAAUAAGGAUAACCAAGUGGAGAAGAAAACCGGGGGCAAAGGAGAGGUUUGAGAAAGCCAACGUUGCUAAAGAUCGAUCGAGCUAAUGCGAAAUAUAAAAGACACGCACCUAUAAAAAGGAGAUACUAGAGCGUGCGAGGUACAGCAAGAAAAAGUGUAAAAAGAAAACUAUAGGAAGAAAAUAUAUAUACGUGUGUUCAUCUAUGACCGGACAGUGUGAAGAAAUUCGUUAAUCGAGCAGACGCACGUUAAUCAGCUCGAGCUGUGCGUAGGUACGCUCCGUGCGAGUCAGGGUAACAAUUUUCCACCUGCGGAGCGAGAUCGGAACUGUGUCUGAUUCAAUACGAUCAGCAUCUACUCGUCUGGUCGCGUCGAAUCGCGUCGAGCCACGGAGCGAAAACGAGAACAGUGUGACAGCCGAUCACGUUCCGUAUCGCGUUUUUCUCUCCCCCGAGCGCCAGGAAAAUGUCGCGGCUGUCGUUGAUGGAAGUUUGAAGAGAGAGAAACUGCACGCUGCGAGAAAGAGGGGAAAAAAUUCGCGGAAAAACACGAAUCGAAAAACGUAUAUCGGGGGGGGGAACAGAAGGAAACGUAAGAGAAAAGAGAAAAGAAAAGGGGGAGAAAAUGGCGGAAAGUGCGGCUAGUCCGGGUUCCGUGCAGGUGGCUGCCAACAGCCCGCAGCAACAGCAGCAACAAUCGCAACAACAGCAACAAACGCAACAGAAUCAACAGCCACCGGAUAUAAGCAGCUCGCAGUUGGCGUCUCCACCGAUCACGGGCACAGGUAAGUUUCUUGCCCUUGGCACACGUAUUUAGGCGAGAGUUCGCGAGAACAGUUUGGUGAGUACCUUUACGAAAUCAACGAAAUAGCAUCGAUACAUCUCGUUAAAGUUUCCCGUAAGGCCGCGUCGUCGAUGCUCCGCGUCGUAGCCCACACGGAGAAAAAUGUAUAAUUCAGCGGAGCGGAUAAACACGGUGUUAGCCAGUGAUCGAAGUCACCUGGCAGUCCGGUCACGAAUUUAUUUCGCAACUAUAACUUUCCUAACGCUUGGAAGUACAGGGUAGGAAAACGCCGAGGAUUGCGAUCUCUGGGAUUUGUUUCGAGUCCAAGCAUACGCGCGUCACUCGCCGCUGCUUCGUUAACGUCCAACAAAACGAAGUAAUACGUUUUUCUCGAUGUCGACAAAUUUCA
Frieseomelitta varia is the source of this 3420-nucleotide messenger RNA. Its product is annotated as androgen receptor-like. Bases 2853 to 3044 code for a protein of 63 amino acids. The record is from RefSeq and is a predicted model, not a curated record. The transcript has 2 exons. NCBI's taxonomy places the organism in Eukaryota, Metazoa, Arthropoda, Insecta, Hymenoptera, Apidae.